This is a messenger RNA of Culex pipiens pallens (northern house mosquito), 1628 nucleotides long. RefSeq names its product phenoloxidase-activating factor 1-like. NCBI's taxonomy places the organism in Eukaryota, Metazoa, Arthropoda, Insecta, Diptera, Culicidae. Bases 200 to 1138 code for a protein of 312 amino acids. Gene Ontology annotation, biological process: proteolysis. The record is from RefSeq and is a predicted model, not a curated record. Gene Ontology annotation, molecular function: serine-type endopeptidase activity. The transcript is spliced from 2 exons.
AGUAUAUUUCAUCUUGAUACAUUUUCUUAUGAUUCAUUCGCACAAACUGUGCAUCUUGCCGUCAGUCCAUUUCCAAUGAAUUUGCAUUUCUUGUGAACUACACUAACUGACAGAUUUGCUCACAACAAUUGAUAACUCAGCGCGUUCGAGCCAAGUGAGCUCAGAGUAGUUCCGCGCGCCAAACGACUCAGUUCCAGAAAUGAACGAACGAUUGCUAGACGACGCCGAUUACGCUCAUCCGGUUAAAUCUUGGUGGCUCAACGCGAACAAAACCAAGAUUUUAAUCGCAUCAGGAGCCGCGCUCGUCGCCACAAUCCUCGUCAUACUGAUUGUAAUUCUCGCUGGUUCAGCGGACGAUGUGGAACCUCCGGGGACUCCGCUGCCGCGCAGGUGUGGCCAGCGAACCGCCGCAUCCGACUGGCCCUGGACGGUGGAGAUCUACGCGCGGGUCGCGGACUCCGACGGCUGGGAGCACACGAUCGCGCUGGGAACACUGGUCAACGAUCGGUACGUGCUGUCGUCGGCGUACGAACUGAGGAGGUUCGAAGGUAGCGGUCUCAGAGCAUUGUUGGGAGAAACCACGUUUGUUCACAUAGUUGAAGAUUCCUACUUCGAAAAUCGCGUGUAUCGAGAAAUCGUCAAAAAAGAAUUUAUCAGCCGCGACUCCUCCGAAUUUGAUGCAAGUAUCAACAUGGUCCUGCUUCGAAUGGACAAAGAAGUUAAAUUUAGUCAACGAAUCCAGCCGAUUUGUCUUCCGUGGGUACACCCAGAGAUUCCGCAACAGCUCACGAUCUUGCCGGACGAAAAGGACAAACUGUUCAGUUCUUCAGCGCACUUGGUAGAUUAUCAGGAUUGCUUUAUGGCUUGGUUUUCCCAUGGGUUUGCCGGGGAUCGCGGAUCGAAGAUGAUUCAUUUGUGCGCCAAGCAAUCGAACAGUAGUGAGCACUGUUACGCCCUUCGUGGAUCGCCCCUGCUAGGGGUGUUUGAUGACAGCGGAACACCCCGAUUUGUUCAGUACGGUAUCAAACACUACGGAGAUUGCACCGAAGGAUUGCAGAUUUACACGAAUGUCACCCACAAAAUGGAAUGGAUUCGAGAGGUUGUCAAUCGAAAAGAAGAUCAGCAAGAAAAGCAAUAAACAAAAUUCUAAAUGAAAUUUUGACUCAAACUGACUCAAAAAACCCCGUUCAACCCAGGUCAUGUUUUCCCGCCGUAACUGUUGUACUCCCCCAGAACCUUUCGUGUGUAUUUAUAUGAAUGUUUACUCUAAGCUUUUUGUGUGCGGUGGGUUAAAUUUUUAAAAUAUCGUCCACAUGCACAUAAAAUGCGCUACCUGCGCAGCACAAAAACCGGCCAGCAAAAGAGCAACCAAACCAGGGUGGUACACAUCCGAGGGGGAGGGGGAUAAAAACAACCACCCGGCCUGCAAAAUAUGCAAAAAUCAACAGCAUGCAUCCCACAUUUGAAUUUUCGCAAACGCCAGCUCGAAUGGGAGGGUAACCGCACUGCCCCCCCUUCCCUCUGCUGCGCCUAUGGUUUUUGUACGGUUGGCCAGAAGUGAGAAAAUAAAUAGAGCUAGAAAAUUGUUACCUUUGCAGAAAAGUGCUGCCAGGCUGGCGAGAGAAAAA